Auxenochlorella protothecoides is the source of this 981-nucleotide messenger RNA. RefSeq lists its product as hypothetical. The coding region runs from base 1 to 981 and encodes 326 amino acids. Lineage: Eukaryota; Viridiplantae; Chlorophyta; Trebouxiophyceae; Chlorellales; Chlorellaceae. The transcript is spliced from 3 exons. The record is from RefSeq and is a predicted model, not a curated record.
AUGUCGGUCGAGCCACCACCCCGCCCCGCGAACUACUCCUACUCCCGCGAGGAGCGCUACGAGAAGUCUGUCGGAGGAGGCACCAGCGACCACGAGAAGUAUGCUGCCGGAUUCGCCGCCGUUGCCAUCGCCAGCGCUGCCCUGGCCGUCCCCCUGGUGGUCCAGCCCCAGUCCACCGCCGAGUUCCUGCUGGGCGCAGCCGCGCUGCCCACCAACAUCGAGCAGGACCGCCUGCUGGGCCUGUUCGCCGGGGGCCUGCUGAGCGCCACCGCCGCGGCCUGGGCGCUCAAGGGCGACGCCGAGCGCCACGAGCUGGACCUGAACACCAGUGAGAACCUGCAGCUGGGCCUGAUCGGGUUCGCCGCCUCCAACCUGGCCGCGAACCUGGCGCACGUCAAUGACCUCACCCCCAACGGUCUGGCCGCGGGCGCGGCCACCGCCGCCAUCUCGCUGGCCGUCCCCGCCGCGCGCCUGCUGGUCUCCGGCUCCGGCCGCCGCAAGGUCGGGGACAGGAUCAAGGGCGCCUUCGACUCCCUGGGCCGCGUCUUCGACCUGUCCAAGGGUGGCUUCAAGCUCACUUCCGCCCUGUACGCCCUGCUGGUCCCCGCCACCGUGGUGGCCGGCACCGCCUUCACCGCCUCGCCCGCCGCCUCGCUGGAGGGCACCCUGGGCUACGUGCUCAAGGGCGCCGACUCCGUGUACCUGUGGCGCCAGAUCGGCGGCGCCCUGCUGACCAUCUCCCCCGCCAUCCUGCUGACCCUGAAGGAGAAGGCCGACAACGACGAGCUGGGCGAGACCCAGCCCCGCAUCCUGAACGCCGGCGUCCUGCUGGCUGGCGUGGUGCAGCUGGCCGCGCUGGGCCCUCUGGCCGCGGACGGCGGCGGCGGCCGCUACCUGCCCCUGCUCCUCGCCAAUGCCGUGGCCACCACCGCCGCGGGGCUGGCCGGCCUGACCAGCUCCAACACCGCCAAGAAGCUGUGA